AUGAGGGUGGCAGUGGUGGGUGGCGGGGUAAGCGGGCUAGCGGCGGCGCACGAGCUGCUCGCCACGAGCGGAGGCGGCGUGCGUGUGACGCUGUACGAGGAAGACGACCGCCUCGGCGGGCAUGCCAGAACGGUGGCCGUCAGUGACGGCGCCGGAGGCGAGGUCCAACUCGACCUCGGCUUCAUGAGCUUCAACCAGGUAACAUAUCCCCACAUGAUGGAAUGGUUAGAAGGGCUCGGGGUGGAGAUGGAGAGAUCAGACAUGUCGUUCUCAGUGAGUACAAAUCAUUGUGGCGGACGAGGAUGUGAGUGGGGCAAUGGCAACGGUAUCUCGAGCCUCUUGGCGCAGAAAGCCAACAUACUGAAAACCAGUUUUUGGCGCAUGGUCUGUGAGAUACUCAGGUUCAAGAAAGAGGCUCUGAUGUACCUGGAGUACCAUGAGAAUAACCCUGAUCUGGACCGUAGCGAGACAUUGGGGCAGUUCAUUCAGUCGCAUGGAUAUUCCCUCUCAUUCCAAGAGGCUUACCUUAUUCCGGUCUGCGCAGGCAGUUGGUCAUGUUCAUCACAAGGUGUUUUGAGCCUCUCGGCUUUCUUCGUGCUGUCAUUUUUCCGUAACCAUGAUCUUCUUCAGCUGUUUCGUCACGCCCAGUUGCCCACUGUCAAGGCUUGUUCGCAGUCGUAUGUAAACAAGGUAAAAGGAGAAUUGGAAAGCAUGGGCUGUCGAAUAAAAACCAGCUGUCUGGUAAAAUCUGUUUCAAGUUUUGAUGGAGCUGGCUACAGGGUCUUGGAGAAUGAUGGUUCAGAGGAAACAUACGACAGUGUCAUCCUUGGGGUCCGUGCACCUAGUUCUCUCAAAGUACUAGGAACUGAAGCUACACAUUAUGAACUGAAAAUUCUAGGUGCCUGUCAGUAUGUCCAAAGGGACAUAUACCUCCACUGUGAUCAAAAUUUGAUGCCCCGAAAUCUGUCGGCAUGGAGCGCCUGGAAUUUCCUAGGGGUAACUAGUACCGGGUUUUCUGUUACUUACUGGCUAAACCAUAUUCAGAAAAUUGAAUCCAUCAGGCCUUUCCUCGUGACACUCAACCCCCCUUGUGUUCCGAAUCACGUACUGCUUAAAUGGUCUACAAGCCUUCCUGUUCCGUCUGUGGCUGCGGCGAAGGCUUAUCUUCAGUUUGAUCAGAUCCAGGGAAAGAGAGGAAUAUGGUUCUGUGGGGCGUAUCAAGGUCAUGGAUUCCAUGAAGAUGGAUUGAAGUCUGGGAGAGCAGCAGCUCAAGGUUUGCUUGGAAAGAAAUGUGAGCUUAUGCUGAACCCAAAGCAGAUGGUUCCAUCAUGGACCGAGGCUGGGUCACGCCUUGCUGUUGCAAGAUUUUUUAACCAGUACAUAACCAUCGGCAACUUGAUAUUGGUCGAAGAAGGAGGUAGUGUGUUCAGCUUUGGUAAGGCUUGCGACAAAUGCCAUGUGAAAUCUGUCAUACGAGUUCAUGACCCCUUGUUCUAUUGGAAGGUUACAACAGAAGGGACCAUUGGCUGGGCAGAAGCCUAUAUUAAUGGAUGUUACUCUCUUGUUGACAAGAGAGAAGGCCUUCUGAAUCUUAUCCUGAUUCUCAUCGCUAACAGAGAUGCGCGUAGGAACCGCGGCAUUGCCAGAAAAGGGGCUUGGACACCCUUGCAUGCAAUAGCUAAUUUGAAAUAUGCUAAAAACUUUCUGCGCCAUGUCUCGAGGAAGAACACUGCAACACAAACUCGUCGAAAUAUCUCUCAGCACUAUGAUCUUAGUAACGAUUUUUUCAAGCUUUUUCUGGAUAAAUCGAUGACUUACUCUUGUGCAAUUUUCAAGAUGGAGGAUGAAAGCUUAGAAGCAGCCCAGCAACGUAAACUUAACCUUCUAAUCUCAAAGGCUAAAGUCGAGGCGGGGCAUCAUGUUCUUGAUAUCGGUAGCGGCUGGGGCAGUUUAGCUAUACAAGUGGUUAAGCAAACUGGCUGCAAAUACACUGGAGUGACUUUGUCAGAGGAGCAGCUUAAAUACGCUGAGAAAAAAGUAAAAGAAGCUGGCUUAGAGGAGCACAUAACUUUUCUGCUGUGUGACUACCGUAAAAUGCCACCUUGCAAGUAUGACGCAAUCAUAAGCUGCGGUAUGAUCGAACAUGUUGGCCAUGAAUACAUGGACGAGUUUUUUGCCAUCUGUGAGUCUCACUUGGCUGAAGAUGGCAUAUUGGUCCUCCAGUUCAUCUCAAUUGCAGAGGAACGGUACGAGCAAUACAGAAAAAGGCCAGAUUUCAUAAAAGAAUACAUAUUCCCUGGCGGCUGCCUUCCUUCUUUGGCCCGUGUAAUGGCUGCCAUGACCUCGGCAUCAAGGUUCUGCAUAGAGCAUGUGGAGAAUAUUGGGCCCCAUUAUUACACAACUCUGAUACACUGGAGGGACAACUUCAUUGCCAACAAAGAUCAAGUUUUGGCCUUGGGCUUUGAUGAAAGAUUCCUCCGUAUCUGGGAGUUUUACCUCAUAUACUCUGCGGCUGCUUUCAAGUCACGAGCACUUGGAGAUUACCAGGUUGUUUUCUCUCGUCCAGGCAACAGGCGGCUAGCCAUGUCUUGA
Lolium rigidum is the source of this 2592-nucleotide messenger RNA. RefSeq lists its product as uncharacterized. The record is from RefSeq and is a predicted model, not a curated record. The coding region runs from base 1 to 2592 and encodes 863 amino acids. Gene Ontology annotation, molecular function: methyltransferase activity; oxidoreductase activity. Lineage: Eukaryota; Viridiplantae; Streptophyta; Magnoliopsida; Poales; Poaceae. The transcript is spliced from 23 exons.